Molecule: messenger RNA, 707 nt
Organism: Sorghum bicolor (sorghum)
Lineage: Eukaryota; Viridiplantae; Streptophyta; Magnoliopsida; Poales; Poaceae
Exons: 1
Coding region: 83-364 (93 amino acids)
Source: RefSeq, a predicted model, not a curated record
ACAAUAACAAAGCCACGAUCCAUCCGAAUAAACCGCAGAGUGCCAUCCCUUGCCAAAUCCGAGCUCGCGUUCGCAGAGGUCCAUGGCGUCCAAGUCCGGCGAGCUGCGCGUGACGCUUCUGGGCGUGGCCCUGCUGGGGUUGCUGCUGCUGAGCCAGCACGCGGCGCCCGUCGACGCCGCCGAGAGCGUCGACGCCACCGAGGGCGCCGCCGCCGCCGGCGUGAAAAAGACUAGCUUCAGCUUCAACGGCAACAACAACAACAACAACGCCGGCGGCCGCACUCUCAGCAGCUUCAGCAUGAGCAGCUUCAGCAUGAACAGCGGCAGCGGCGGCGAGAAGAAGCCCAGCGGCAAGGGCGUCUGAUCGCCGCGCGCACCGCGAUGAUCCACAACCCAUGCCUGCCUGCCGGCCACAUGCCUCGCCUCUCACCACGCAGCGUUACCGUACUACUAUAUCUACAUGCGAUCGACGACGACGACGACCGUGGGACAACGUCGGCCGGAGCUCGAUCGGCGUAUUAGUUGCUGCCGCGUGGCUGUCAAAGUCCCCUGUUUCUUUCUUGAUCUGUGCUUGUGUUGCAUUGCUGGCUUCGGUGUUUUUUCUUUCUUUUGAUUAAUCUUGUUUUCGAUCAGACGCAUGUGACGGCACCAGCUGGUCUUGUGUGUAAGUCUAUUCUUGGAUUCAUUCCAAUCUCUACGUACUAGGG